This is a messenger RNA of Temnothorax curvispinosus, 1387 nucleotides long. It is a transcript of the gene kn, whose product is annotated as transcription factor collier-like. The record is from RefSeq and is a predicted model, not a curated record. Lineage: Eukaryota; Metazoa; Arthropoda; Insecta; Hymenoptera; Formicidae. Bases 64 to 1197 code for a protein of 377 amino acids. Gene Ontology annotation, biological process: regulation of transcription by RNA polymerase II. Gene Ontology annotation, molecular function: DNA-binding transcription factor activity, RNA polymerase II-specific; RNA polymerase II cis-regulatory region sequence-specific DNA binding. The transcript is spliced from 8 exons.
UUCCUCAAGUUCUUUCUCAAGUGUAACCAAAACUGCCUGAAGAACGCCGGCAAUCCACGUGAUAUGAGACGCUUCCAGGUGGUUAUAUCUACGCAAGUGGGAGUGGAAGGACCAUUACUAGCGGUUUCGGACAAUAUGUUCGUCCACAACAACAGCAAGCACGGGCGCAGAGCGAAACGCUUGGACCCCAGUGAUCCUGGCGAGUAUAAUAGUUUAUAUCCGCCGAUACCUCUCCAAACGCCGUGCAUAAAGGCGAUAUCGCCUAAUGAAGGUUGGACGUCGGGUGGAUCCACCGUCAUAAUCAUCGGUGAAAAUUUCUUCGACGGAUUGCAGGUGGUUUUCGGAUCGAUGCUAGUUUGGAGCGAGUUUAUCACUCCACACGCAAUCAAGGUGCAGGCACCAGCGCGGCAAAUACCCGGCGUCGUCGACGUCACGUUACAUUACAAAAGCAAACAAUUCUGUAAAGGAGCGCCUGGCAGAUUUGUCUAUGUUUCGGUAAACGAACCCACGAUCGACUACGGCUUCCAAAGGUUACAGAAACUCGUACCGCGGCACCCCGGUGACCCUGAAAAGCUUCCGAAGGAGAUAGUAUUGAAGAGGGCGGCGGAUCUAGCGGAAGCCAUUUACAGUAUGCCCAAGAGCGGAAACAUGGGCAUCGCGGGGGCACCGAGAAGUCCGGGUUCAGUGCACGCACCCGCACCUCCCACAUCCAGUUCGGCAACGGCAUUUAAUUCGUAUACGGGGCAACUUGCAGUGACGGUGCAGGAAAAUGGUAGCGCGGCAAAAUGGACAGACGACGGUAGUUCCGUGACGACAGGAGCUGCUGCUGACGGUGGAGGCGGCGGCGGCGGUGGCGGCGGCAGUGGCGGCAGCGGUGGUAGUGUCGGAGCCAACGUCGGCGGCAACGCCGACGCCUACAGACAAAGCAGCAGCGCAAGUCCACGUGGUGUCGUAACCGGUGGUGGUUAUUGCGGUAGUUCAGCCAGCACACCACACAGUCACAGUACUAACGGAAGUUAUUCCGUCGCCAAUCCGUACACCGGCAGCCCGACUCUCUACACCUCGCCGCACGAACAAUAUGGCAUAUUCUAUACAUCCGGGGACGGGAGUGCGUUCGCCCCCGUAGUACGACCACCGACCACCUCAGUCCCACCGCACUGGCCCACACAGCACCACCUCGCCACAGCCGCCCAGUAACCGCUAACCGUCCACCAUCACCACCAACACCACCAUCAUCACCACCACCAUCACCCUAUGCACUGCGAUUAAAGAGUUAUGAGAGACGACAUUUGAGAAUGACUAGGAGAGGUGGUUGGAUCACCGUUCAACAUGAACCCAUUUAUGUUGCCCACCUGCAAUCAAGGAUAUUCAGCCGCUGCCAGUCCGC